AUGCUGCAGGUUGAGCUGGCCCAGACGGACUACCAGCUUCCGCGCCUCACCCGCAUGUGGACGCAUCUCGACCGCGUGGGAGGCGGCGGCCAGGUCAAGGGUGCGGGAGAGAAGCAGAUCGAGAUCGACAAGCGCCUGCUGCGGGACAAGGCCGCCGUGCUGCGGCGGGAACUGCAGGAGGUGCGGCGGCACCGGGCCGCCCACAGGGAGCGGCGCGGCGCGGCGCCCAUCCCCGUGGUGGCGCUGGUGGGCUACACCAACGCCGGCAAGAGCACCCUCAUGAACACGCUCACGCAGAGCACCCUCAUGAAUACGCUCACGCAGGCGGGCGUGCUGGCGGAGGACAAGCUCUUCGCGACGCUGGACCCCACCACACGCAAGGUGCGCCUCCGCAACAACCUGGAGGUGCUCUUCAGCGACACCGUGGGGUUCAUCCAGAAGCUGCCGCCCCAGCUGGUGGCCGCCUUCACGGCCACACUCGAGGAAAUAUCAGACGCCGGGGUCGUGCUGCACGUGCUGGACGCGUCCGCCCCCAACGCCGUGGCUCAGUGCGACGCCGUGCUCAAGGUGCUUGACGAGCUUCGUGUCCACGGGGCCCCCAUAGUGACGGCCUGGAACAAGAUAGACGCCUGCCCAAACCCCGACGCAGUGCGCGCGCUCGCCGCGGGCCGCAGCGACACGGUCGUCAUCAGUGGUUACACCGGUGAGGGCAUUGAGCGGCUGCUGGAGGUCAUCGCUGACACACUGGCCGCCAGCAUGGUGGACAUGGAGCUGCUGUUGCCCUAUGCGGCCGGCGACCUGCUCGACGAGCUCCACAAGACGGGCAGCGUCAAGAGCCUGGAGUACGAGGAGGGCGGCGCCCGCGUCUCCGCCGCCGCGCCGCGCCACCUGGUCGGCAGGCUGCGCCCCCACCAGCUCGGCGGCCCCGGCGACAGCGGUGCGCCGGCGUCGGCGGUCGGGUCGUUCGAGGACGUCGGAGAUGGGAGCUUAUGGGUGGAGUCGGGCGGCGGGUGGAGCGACGGCGAUGAAGACGAGGAGGAGGGGCCGGGGCGGCUGGGCGUCGGCGGCUACUAUGGGGUCGAGGCUCUCGCGCUGGAGCUGGAGGGCGAGGAGGAGGACGCCGAGCUGGCGGCCGCGGCGCGGCUGCUGGAGAACGGCGGCGCCGGCGCCGAGCUGAGAGACCUGCGGCAGCGGCGGCGCCGGCGGCGCGGCGGGAGCGGGUCCGGGUCCGGCGCGGAUGAGGAGGGCAGCCGGCGGCUGUUUGCGCACCGGCUGCCGCCGGAUUGGGAUGAGGUGGUGUAUGCUGGGGACGAGCGGGCCGUGGCGGCGGCCCUGUUUUGA
Molecule: messenger RNA, 1341 nt
Organism: Monoraphidium neglectum
Lineage: Eukaryota; Viridiplantae; Chlorophyta; Chlorophyceae; Sphaeropleales; Selenastraceae
Product: GTP-binding protein HflX
Exons: 11
Coding region: 1-1341 (446 amino acids)
Cellular component (GO): cytoplasm
Molecular function (GO): GTP binding; ribosome binding
Source: RefSeq, a predicted model, not a curated record